Molecule: messenger RNA, 3845 nt
Organism: Hippoglossus stenolepis (Pacific halibut)
Lineage: Eukaryota; Metazoa; Chordata; Actinopteri; Pleuronectiformes; Pleuronectidae
Product: calmodulin-regulated spectrin-associated protein 1-B
Exons: 9
Coding region: 1-2631 (876 amino acids)
Biological process (GO): cytoplasmic microtubule organization; negative regulation of microtubule depolymerization
Cellular component (GO): microtubule minus-end
Molecular function (GO): microtubule minus-end binding; calmodulin binding
Source: RefSeq, a predicted model, not a curated record
AUGGAUGUUACAGCAUUUGACAUGUAUGACUACGGCAGAGCAAAAAUAGCUGCCAACCUCCGGUGGCUGUUGACAAAAGCCUAUGGCACCGACCAUAUUCCAGAGGACUUAAGGGACCCGUUCUACACAGAUCAAUAUGACCAGGAACACAUAAAGCUGCCUGUCAUACGCCUACUGCUGUCCUGUGAGCUCUACUGCCGUGUCUGCACCCUCAUCCUCAAGACGGAGCAGGCAGUGUCUCUUCAGUCCCACCUGUCCUUCAUCCAGGCCCUGUCCAGAAAGGGGAUUUAUGUCGUGGACAGUGACGAUACGCCCGUCACAGAUGGAGACCUGGCCUGUGUGCCCAUCAAAAUGAGUGCCCACAUGGCCAUGAUUGAUGCCCUCAUGAUGGCCAACACAGUGAUGAAUAGCGCAGAGAGUGUCCGCAAGACCUCCUUCGCAGAGCGUAAAGCCCAGCAGCAGCUCUGUGGCAGCUCCAGAAGGAGCACCGCAGAUGGAUCAGAGAACAGCGGGCCCUCCUGGAGGCUUUCAAGAGUCCAGAGCCCCUUCUCACCCGUGGGAGGAUACUCUCCUACAGGUGACGGUAGCGGUGGUGUCCUGCUACACAUACAUCUGCAGAAGCAACAAGCCAUUGAGCACCAGAGGGAGAAAAGUGAAGUGCUGUCGGCGAGGCAGAAGCUGGGAAAGGCAGCUGUCCUGCACAAAGGUGGAGGCAAGAGUGACUCUUUACCCAGUCCGCUUAAGGCCGGCAUCUCUAAAGAAGAGGUCAAUGGAGAAAAAGGACCAUCAAAUAAAGAUGGCUUAUGUGUAGAGGCCCUGAGGGGGGACAAAGAGGUGGUGGGAACCCCCCCGCCCGGUGCCAUAGAAGCAGAUAAGAAAGGAAGCAGUGGCAGCUUCUACCUUGAGGAAGAGUUGGACCUAAGCGAGUGCAGCCGCUCCAUUGAGCUGCUGAACGACGCCAUCGGCAGCAUCCAGCAGCAGAUGAUGCAGAUGUCACUACAACAGGAGAUGUUGAUGAAACAGAAUGUACAGUCGCCCCCUGCUGGUGCAGCCCUGCCUCCUCCUCAGGCUAGUGACAAGAACAGUGACCCUAAGUCGGGGGCCAGCUUUCAUUAUGUGGAGCAAUGCUCUGGCAGUAACACCGCCCCCACCAGGAAACCCCCCAAGCUGAGCUCAGGCCGGAGCUCCAGAUCCAAACCAUCAGAUCUAAAAAUAGCCAAGGAGCAAGUCCGGCAGGUGUCCAGGACCCUCACCCCCACAAAGAGUGGGUCAGAGACUUUACCACAUAUGAGGCAUUUAGCCGGGGGCAGGUCCCCAAGGGCCGAGCAGCCCGGCAACCCCAGAACCCCCACAGCAGGAGAGACAAUCGACAGGCCGGGCUCUGGCCACAUUCGGAGCGCCACCUUCAGGCUUCAUGACGAGGCAAACAUGCGUCUGCCAACCCGAGUGGACCUGACGGCAGUGACGGCCUCAGAAGUGUCCUUUGACGACUGCCUGUCCAGCACCCUGAGGGAGCCUGAGCUCAACUCUUCAGACGGUUCGGGGAAAGAGAACAUCCCAUCAGAGGAGCUGCAGCGCAGCAGAUCCCACCUGAUCGAGGUCGAUCUGUCUGAGCUGAAGGAUCCUGAGGAAGAGGAGGGUGCUGAGUAUAACACAACAGAAGGAGGGGAUGGAGAGCAGAAGUCAGGCCUGGGCUUCUUCCUCAAGUUCGAGCAGAAGCCCGAGGAUGAGCUUGAACAGAAAAGAGCAGCGUUCUUGCUGAAGCAGCAGAAAAAAGCUGAGGAGGCUCGACAACGUAAACAACAGCUCGAGGGCGAAUCUGAGCUGAAACGAGAUGAAGCAAGACGGAAGGCCGAGGAGGAUCGUCAGCGUAAAGAAGAGAAGAGGAGGAGGCGGGAGCUGCUGAAGCAGGAGUAUCUGCAGAGGAAGCAGCAGGAGAUGUUUCAGGGACUUGAGAAGCAGAAAACACAGAAACACAGUCAGAAGCCGGGGCUCAGAGAGGAAUCCUCCAGUGACACUUUCUCCCAGUGCUCUUCUACACCCGACAACCUGAGCUCUGCCCAAUCAGGAUCCAGUCUGUCUCUGGGCUCCGCCCCGACCAACCAGGCCGACAGCGUCACCUCCGGAGGAGCUGGCUCUCAGCGCUGUGGCACUGGAAAGUGGUUUCUAGGACGACGUCACAACAGUCGAUCUUCAGAAGGACACCGGGAAAACGGCUCCACUGCUGAAUACACUGGUCCCAGGCUGUUCAAGGAGCCCAGCACCAAGUCAAACAAGAAGAUCAUCCACAACGCCAUCUCUCACUGCUGCCUGGCCGGCAAAGUCAGCGAGCCCCAGAGGAACCAGAUCCUACAGGAGCUGGAGAAGUGCGAGUCCAACCACCUGAUGAUCCUGUUUCGUGACGCCGGCUGUCAGUUCCGAGCGCUCUACUCGUACCACCCCGACACCGAGGAGAGCAAGAAGCUGACCGGCACCGGACCCAAGAGCAUCAGCAAGAAGAUGAUCGACAAGCUGUACAAGUACAGCUCCAACAGGAAGCAGUUCACCGUCCUUCCUGGCAAGACUGUGUCGGUGAGCGUGGAUGCCCUGACCAUCCACAACCACCUGUGGCAGGUCAAGAGAAGUGUAUAGCAGGAGGUUGUGUUAGAAGCACCAGACACAGUAGCUGCACCUUGACGUUGGCUGCAAAGAAGAAGAAGCAGAAGAAGCACGAUGUCCCCUUGGGAAUAUCAUCGAACCUGCAGAGCCCCUUGACUCCGCCCCCCCAGCCACUGCUUGAGGAAAUCAUGGAGCCACCCUUACACACGCGCCGCCAGUUUGAUAUACGCGGAGAACCCAACUGUUUCAAGACUGCAAACAUUAUAAUUCAAAUGAUCUAAAUAAAUAUAUACACAUUUAUUAUGUUAAAAAAGCCAUAUGCCUGCACAAAACAACCAAAAAGUGAAGACAUAUUUUUUUGCUUGUUCCCAUAACACCCCCCCCCAUAAUGUGCUAAAUUCAUUAUGUGUAAACUCAAAUGACCUUUUUAAAUAAUUAAAUGAAAAUAAACACUGUGGUCAACUGUGUUAUAGACUAAAGUUGUGCCAUAGAAGAUGAAUGAGGUUCUACACAUUUGAUAAAUCAUUUGUUUGAAAGGUGUCGAGUCUGUUCACCUUGGUUUUGAGCUUGUUUGUCUAACUGAUUUGAAAAUAUGAAUUUUGCGCUGAACACUGGGUUUUCUGGUACAAAGCUUUACUCACAUUACACUGAAUCUAGAGUCAUUCAACAUUAUUAACAUUUACUUAAUGUGAGAUGCUCCAAAAAUAUAUUAAAUAACUUGUUUCCUGUUCUUGCAAUGAGGCAAAGGCACAAUGUCAUAAUCAUAAUGGGCAUAAUCAGAAGAUACAGAACAAGCUGAGUCAUCGUGCUAACCACCACCUGCAUGCUAGCUAGCGGUUAACUCGGUUUACACGUGUUUUUAAACAAAACAAAAAGCUCAGCAACUUUGUUCUGCUUCUACAAAAAGAGAUAAACAUGAUACUUACAAAUGGUUUCCAAGGCAACAACGUAGAGAGGACAAACUGCAGCAGGAGGAACAGUGGCACCCUUAAUUAAGUCUGGUGGCAAUGCCCUGCUCCAAGCUUCUCCCAGAAGGGGGCAGUAUGAUACACAGGUGUCUGCUGGACAUGGACAACCUUCCUUUAAUUCUAUCUGAUUAAUUAUUGAUCAGAUAGAAAAUGUGUUACACUGAGUCACUUGAUUUUUCUGAUGUGUGGAAAUAUGUUUGUAUAGAAGUAAAACUGUUGAGGCAGCAUUGUGUUUUUUUUAUUAUCAUGAUCAGUGUGAAACAAAACUAAGUGAUUUUC